Trichechus manatus latirostris (Florida manatee) is the source of this 2922-nucleotide messenger RNA. It is a transcript of the gene PIGW, whose product is annotated as phosphatidylinositol glycan anchor biosynthesis class W. NCBI's taxonomy places the organism in Eukaryota, Metazoa, Chordata, Mammalia, Sirenia, Trichechidae. The transcript is spliced from 2 exons. Gene Ontology annotation, biological process: protein localization to plasma membrane; GPI anchor biosynthetic process. Bases 387 to 1901 code for a protein of 504 amino acids. Gene Ontology annotation, molecular function: glucosaminyl-phosphatidylinositol O-acyltransferase activity. The record is from RefSeq and is a predicted model, not a curated record. Gene Ontology annotation, cellular component: membrane; endoplasmic reticulum.
UCACCCUGACAAGGCCUCGCCAUAGGGGUCUGAGGGGCAGCUGUGAGGCGACGCAGCUUUCCCGUUCCCGGGCGCUCCUCUGACAGAUCAGCCCAUGGCCACCACCCGAGAGGAUCUGAGCUGGGCGAGCCCAAAUUAAAGGACAAGACUGGGGAGCCAGCGCCACCCCUCUGCAGGCGGGUAGUGGGUGUGUGCGGAAUCCGCUGGCCCGGAAGAGCAGGCUGCCCCGCGCCAGCCGGAAGCUCCCCUUCUCGGGAGGCGGAAGUGGGUUGCUCCCGCGUUGUGCUGCCGGCGAGAUUGGAGCCCGACGGCUCUGCCCUCGUAAAGGACUUUCUGCUGGGGGUAUCCAGGACCACCUGGAGCACGUGAGCAGAAGAAAAAAAACAAUGUCUCAAAAGCAGAUGAAGGAAGCUUUUGUCAGUAAUCUCAAUGGAACCACCAUCCUGGAAGUCACCCAGGUCUUGUGCUUGCCUGCACCCUAUAUCCUGUGCAGAGGGCUGCUGACCAUUCUCUUACAGCACUUCUAUCCUUCUUCAUAUACUUGGAGAACCCAAUUCUUCAUUGACUUUGUUGUUCUGAUAGUUCCCCUGGUGGCCGCUUUCACCAUUUUGUCUUCAUUUCUCCUCCUUGAGCAGCUUACUGUAAUUAUCUUUGGGGCAGGACUGGCCUAUCAAAUAUACCACAGGAGGACUUGCUAUGCCAGAGUGCCUGUGCAGAAAAUCCUUGAAAAUUUCUUGAAAGUCGGUCUAGAAUCAGAAUACAUUCCAGCCAUCUCCUGUUUCCGUAUAAUGAACAAUGUAUUUACUGCUGUUGCCAUUUUGGCUGUGGACUUCCCACUUUUUCCCAGACGAUUUGCCAAAACAGAGCUGUAUGGAACAGGAGUAAUGGAUUUGGGAGUAGGAGGCUUUGUUUUUGGGACUGCAAUGGUUUGUCCAGAGGUUAGGAAAAAAUCCAACAUGGAGAUAUCCAGAUUUUAUCACCUUACAAAGUCAUUGCACUCUGUUUGUCCAUUAGUCUUCUUAGGAAUAGGACGAUUAGUCACUAUAAAAUACAUAGACUAUCAGGAACAUUUAACCGAAUAUGGAGUUCAUUGGAACUUUUUUUUUACCUUAGUAAUUGUGAAAUUACUAACAUCAUUGCUUUUGAUUAUUUUCCCCCUAAAUAAAUCCUGGAUUGUGGCCAUCAGCAUUACUGUAUUAUACCAGCUAGCUCUUGACUUUACCCCACUAAAGAGGUUAAUUUUGUAUGGCACUGAUGGCAGUGGCACAAGGGUCGGUUUACUAAAUGCCAACCGAGAAGGAAUAAUCUCUACUUUGGGAUAUGUGACAAUAUAUAUGGCUGGUGUGCAAACAGGGUCCUAUCUGUUUAAGAGCAGAUCACAUAUCAAAGACUGGAUAAAAGUAAUACGUUGUCUUCUACUGACAGCUGUUAGCCUCUUCUUAUGUCUUUACAUAGUUCAGGCAAAUAUAGAAGCAGUAUCUCGAAGAAUGGCCAAUUUAGCCUUUUGUGUUUGGAUAGUUGCUUCCAGCCUGAUUUUUCUUAGUAGUUUAUUAAUGGGUGAUAUAAUUUUGAGUUUUGCCAAAUUUCUAUUUAAAGGUACUCUAGUACCAUGUUCUUGGAAACUUAUCCAGUCACCUGCUACAACUAAAAAGCAUUCAGAAUCUCUAGUCCCUGAAGCUGAAAGAAAGGGAACCAGUCUUUGUUUAAUCACAGCUAUUAACAGAAACCAGUUAUUUUUUUUCUUGCUGUCAAAUAUAACCACUGGCUUGAUCAACCUAAUGGUAGAUACAUUACACAGCAGUCCCUCAUGGACCUUAUUUGUGCUCUAUUUCUACAUGCUUAUCAACUGUUUAACUCUGUUUGUGCUACAUUUGCAAGAUAAGACUAUAAAAUUUUGGUGAUCAAUAUGGGUAAUAUUUAUCUGUAUUUGGGCAGUAUUUUAAUGGAGAAUAAAUAUUAAAUGUGAAGAAAAUGUGCUUUUGGCAAUCCAAUGUUAACCAUAUUUUAUUAUAAAAUUAAGUUUCAACCCUUCUCUGCGACAUUGGUGGUGAUACUUCCUAUUUUAAUGUAUCUCAGCACUAUAUAUAUCAAACCAAUAGAAGAAACAAAGCCUGUAAUUUGUUAAUUUAUUAAAUUUAGUAUGUCAAACAAACUGUUUAUAAAAUUGCAGCACUGGAAGAUUAGACAGUGGGGAGGAAGAUUUUUAUUUUUCAUCUUAUAAUCACCUUACACCAUUGUUUUUUUUUAUUGUAUUACUUUUAUAAUAAAGUUUAUAUUAAAACAUUUCAGUGCGAAUUGUGGAAUUGUUGAUCCUUUAUUGCUCAAUUUUAAUCUUUUAAUAAAGCCUAAGUAUUUGAAAUUGACUCGACAGCAAUAACAUAAGCAGCAAGUGUUUAAAAUCAAAGUAUACUAUGAAGUCAGAAAACAGUUAAGUGCUCUAAAGAAUAGACUGAAUUGUUGAUACAAUUCACAUAUGUAAUGAUUGAGAGAAUCGAACCUAAUUGGACCUAAUUCAUUUUUUUUAGCUUACUCUGUGCUGGGAAUAUGAUGAUGAGCAAAGCUCAAGCUAUCUGACAUCUUGGAGCUUGCAAUCUAGUGGGGGAAACACACUAGUCAACUGUGAUAAGUCAUGAAAAAGAAGUAUAGAUUGCCAAGAGUUUCAAAUCAAAGACUAAUCUAGUAAAAGGGAGUUGAAAGUUUUCCCCACAGAUGGUACUUAGAGCUGAUGGAUGUGAUGAGGAGUUACAGUGUGUGUGUUGGGGGGCGGGGGGGGUGGGGAGUGCUGACAAGGGAAGGCGUAAACAGAAUAUUCUAGGUAGAUGAAUUCUUCAGCAACAGUCCUGAAUUGGGAGGGAACCUAGCACAUUUUGGAACUGAAAGAAGGCUAGAACUUAGAAAAAGGGAGAGCAUGGGCAAUGAGAU